Molecule: messenger RNA, 7054 nt
Organism: Piliocolobus tephrosceles (Ugandan red Colobus)
Lineage: Eukaryota; Metazoa; Chordata; Mammalia; Primates; Cercopithecidae
Gene: RBSN
Product: rabenosyn, RAB effector
Exons: 13
Coding region: 1405-3762 (785 amino acids)
Molecular function (GO): metal ion binding
Source: RefSeq, a predicted model, not a curated record
CUGCCUCGAAGACUCGGCGCUCGACAGGCGUCUACUAGCCUGUCUUCCGGUUUCGUCGCCGCCGCAGGCGCUCCUGCUGAGUUCCGAGCGACCGAUGGAGAUGGCGGCCGCGGCUGUGUGAGGGACGGUGGAGGCCCGGGCCCGAGGACGGGACAGGCCUGCGUGUUCGCAGGAGCCCGGCCGGGUACAGAGGGUCAGGCCUAGUCUGGGGGACGGGGACAUCACUCCUCCAGAACGGAGAUGGGCGGGUCCUGUGGGUGUGGACCGCGUGUGGUUGUGGUGGGUGUGACGUGAGAGGUGGGAGAUGCGGCUUUCAGGCCGUGCGUUUCGCUUGUGUGUGCUUGUGAUGAUUGGGCUCUGUGCGGUUACGCGGGGCGUAUACACUUGGGUUUGGUUGUGCAGCUGUGGGGGGAGUGGGUGGGUGCUUGUCUCCCGAGCGGUUGUGUUUGAUUCUCUGGUUGUGUAAAGCUGAAGCGUUUGUGUUCUGAGUUCGUGUAGAGAUGUUUGGAGUGUUUUGUGUGGUGUCUGUACGAUGUGUGACGUUGUCGUGUCUGCUCCACGGGGUUGAGUCGUUCGUGUUGUGUGUGGUCAUGCGACAUGUGUAUAAUCGUGUUAGUUACGUGGGUUGUGGUUGUGUGCGGUCGUGAGGGCGGGUUGAGUGCGGCUGUGGGAUAUGUCGUCGAUGCGGCAUGUGUCGGGGUGACAUUAAUGCUGGAUGUACGGUUGCAGAACAUGCAGUUUUUUUUUGUUUGUUUUUGAUUUUUUACGUGAUUUAAGAGUGCGAGGGGCUUGCGUAUGUGUUCAGUUACGGUUGUGGGGUCCGAUUCGGUGGUUUCUUUAUGGUAUAUGCUUAGUUAUAUGAUUUUGGAGUUCAUUCAUUUGUUUGUUCUUUAAUGGAGCUUUAUUGUGCUUCUUCAUUGUGUGUGCCAGGUACUGUGCUAAACCUUGGGGAGACGGCGAAGGGGAAAACAUAUAGAGUUUGUGCCCUCCCAGAUUUUUCAGUCUUACUUGGUCACUUCACUUAUGUACCUGCGGUUAUAAAUUGAGAUGAGUGCUGUGAAGGAGAAGUCCAUUCUGAUGCUCUGAGUACGAGGCAUUUCUUUGAGGAAAUAUCAAGAACUUAAUAUAUGUGGUUGAAUAAACAAUCAAGGUAAACAGCAUCAAGUAAAAACUUCUGCUUGUUGAUAAGUACUUCAGACAUUCCCCCAGUGGCUAAAGUGGCAUAUGAAUUACGAAGGCUCCUCCUACUCCAGAGAGGAAACCUCAUCCAGGGCCAUGAAGCUACUUCCUCACCGUCUGUGUGCUGCUUAAGCUAAUGCUGCGGAAACCAUGGUUCCUUGGGAGGAAUCAAUCUGACUCUUGGCAUGAGAUCCCUGCCUUCCUAGGGUUGAGAGCAGCACCGCCAUGGCUUCUCUGGAUGACCCAGGGGAAGUGAGGGAGGGCUUCCUCUGCCCUCUGUGCCUGAAGGAUCUGCAGUCUUUCUAUCAGCUUCACUCACAUUACGAGGAAGAACACUCGGGCGAAGACCGUGAUGUCAAAGGGCAAAUUAAAAGUCUUGUCCAGAAGGCUAAGAAAGCAAAGGACAGGUUGUUGAAACGAGAAGGGGAUGAUCGAGCAGAAUCAGGGACCCAAGGAUAUGAGUCUUUCAGCUAUGGAGGGGUUGAUCCUUACAUGUGGGAACCCCAGGAGCUUGGUGCUGUGAGAAGCCAUCUUUCCGACUUCAAAAAACACCGAGCUGCUAGAAUUGACCACUAUGUUGUGGAAGUCAAUAAAUUAAUAAUCAGGUUAGAGAAGCUCACUGCGUUUGACAGAACAAAUACUGAAUCUGCAAAGAUUCGAGCAAUAGAAAAGUCUGUGGUGCCUUGGGUCAACGACCAGGAUGUCCCUUUCUGUCCAGACUGUGGGAAUAAGUUCAGCAUCCGGAACCGCCGCCACCACUGCCGCCUCUGCGGGUCUAUUAUGUGCAAGAAGUGUAUGGAGCUCAUCAGCCUUCCCUUGGCAAACAAGCUCACCAGUGCCAGCAAGGAGUCCCUGAGCACCCACACCAGCCCCAGCCAGUCACCCAACAGUGCCCAUGGCUCCCGCCGAGGCAGCAUCAGCAGCAUGAGCAGUGUCAGCUCGGUCCUGGAUGAGAAGGACGAUGACCGGAUCCGCUGCUGUACACACUGCAAGGACACGCUGCUCAAGAGAGAGCAGCAGAUUGAUGAGAAGGAGCACACACCCGACAUCGUGAAGCUCUACGAGAAAUUACGACUUUGCAUGGAGAAAGUUGACCAGAAAGCUCCAGAAUACAUCAGGAUGGCAGCAUCAUUAAAUGCUGGGGAGACAACCUACAGUCUGGAACAUGCCAGUGACCUUCGAGUGGAAGUGCAGAAAGUGUAUGAGCUGAUAGACGCUUUAAGUAAGAAGAUCUUAACCUUGGGCUUGAACCAGGACCCUCCACCACAUCCAAGCAAUUUGCGGCUGCAGAGAAUGAUCAGAUACUCAGCUACACUUUUUGUGCAGGAAAAGUUGCUUGGUUUGAUGUCACUGCCAACCAAAGAACAGUUUGAGGAACUGAAAAAGAAAAGGAAGGAGGAAAUGGAGAGGAAGAGGGCCAUGGAGAGACAAGCUGUCCUGGAGUCCCAGCGAAGGCUUGAGGAAAGGCAGAGUAGCCUGGCUUCUCGAGCAGCCAACGGGGAGGUGGCAUCUCUCCGCAGGGGCUCUGCCCCCUUGAGAAAGGCUGAGGGCUGGCUCCCGCUGUCAGGAGGUCAGGGGCAGAGUGAGGACUCAGACCCGCUCCUCCAGCAGAUCCACAACAUCACGUCAUUCAUCAGGCAGGCCAAGGCCGCGGGCCGCACGGAUGAAGUGCGCACCCUGCAGGAGAACCUGAGGCAGCUGCAGGACGAGUAUGACCAGCAGCAGACAGAGAAGGCCAUUGAGCUGUCCCGGAGGCAGGCUGAGGAGGAGGACCUGCAGCGGGAACAGCUGCAGAUGCUGCGUGAACGGGAGUUGGAACGAGAAAGGGAGCAGUUUCGGGUGGCAUCCCUGCACACACGGACUCGGUCCCUGGACUUCCGAGAAAUCGGCCCUUUUCAGCUGGAGCCCAGCAGAGAGCCUCGCACCCACCUUGCUUAUGCUUUGGAUCUAGGCUCUUCCCCAGUUCCAAGCAGCACAGCUCCCAAGACCCCUUCACCUAGCUCAACUCAACAGCCCACCAGAGUGUGGUCUGGGCCCCUAGCCCUUGGCCAGGAGCUCUUAACCCAGAGCAGCAUGCCACAGCAACAUGAGGGGCCCUCCUUAAACCCCUUUGAUGAGGAAGACCUCUCCAGCCCCAUGGAAGUGGGCAUUACUAGUCCUCCUGCUGCAGGGGUUUCCUUCGACCCUUCAGCCCGCAUGCUGAAAGAGUACAAUCCUUUCGAGGAAGAGGACGAGGAGGAGGAGGCAGUGGCAGGGAAUCCAUUCAUUCAGCCAGACAGCCUAGCUCCUAACCCCUUCAAUGAGGAAGACGAACAUCCCCAGCAGAGGCCCUCAAGCCCUCUGGUUCCUGGCAACCCCUUUGAGGAACCCACCUGUACCAACCCCUUUGAGAUGGACAGUGACAGUGGGCCGGAGGCUGAGGAGCCCAUAGAGGAAGAGCUCCUCCUGCAGCAGAUCGAUAACAUCAAGGCAUACAUCUUUGAUGCCAAGCAGUGUGGCCGCCUAGAUGAGGUAGAGGUGCUGACAGAGAACCUGCGGGAGCUGAAGCACACCCUGGCCAAGCAGAAGGGGGGCACUGACUGACCGGCAGUGGAGAGGGCACCUUUGGGCCCAGGGGUCUGGCAGGAGCCAGUGGAGCAGGACAGAGGGCAGGCAGGGUGGAUGAGGAAGGUGGCAGGGUGAGAAGUCAGAUGCACACAGGUGAGGGGCAGGAAUCUGCUGUUUUGUGUUGUGCACUUUGAGGUGUUUCCACUACAGUUGAAUAAUGGAAUAGAAACUAGAACAGGGAGAAUCAGCAUUCAUUUGCUAUUUUUCCUGUUUAUUAUUACUAUCUUUUGUAAUUGGAGGUUUACCCCUUUUGAAGGGACUUUACAUUUUUACUACCGAGAUAUAACUAAAUGCAGCUCUGUUGGGCCCAGGGCAGAAAUGGCUGCUGUGUACCUCUUGGGUCCAUUUGCUACUGCCUAGUCUUGGUUCCUUUUGCAGUAUUAUAGGGCAGUCUUUAUAGAGCCCUUCUUUAGCCAAGACAGAGAAGAUAGAUUCCACUGAGCUAUAUUCUGCUCUGACAGAAGUCCAUCCCUAGUAGGCUGUGAGUUCCAUUUCCCCUGGGGCCGCCUCUCCCCUGCUCUGCGCUUCCUGUCUGUACAAUAGCAGGGGGAAGUGCUGCUAUGAAGGGGAGAGUUUAGACCCGGGAGAGCCCAGCACCUCUUUUUAAGGUGGGGCGAUGGGAACAUUUCACCAGGGUCUAUUUUCUCAGUUUAAGUUGUUUUUUUGUCUCUUUCAGGAAGUUAAGCUGCCAGUGCAGGGUAUCAAUGUGAAUCUGGUCCUGAGCUUUUUAGAAAAUAAGAGUGGUUAACUUUUUGGUUGAUAUUAGUAUUACUUGUGAGAAGAGUUUUUCCACCCUUGUUCUGAUGGAACAAUUGUCUGUCACUGGAGAAAUCUCCCUCCAGAGCUUUGGCAAAGUUACUCUGAUCUGGGUCUGUUUAAAAGGCCUGGUCUCUAAUUUAGGAAUCGGUGAUCUGGAAGCUUUUGCAAAACAUCACCAGAAGAAGGGAAGCUUCCCAGAGUCAGAAGCUAAAUUAAAGUAAUUUCCAAGGCUAUUUGAUCAGCCUUCUUCCCUUUUGGUUCAUUGUGUUCUGACCUGGGGCACUGAUGAGAUUUUUUUUUUUUUGAGACACAGUUUCACUUUGUUGCCCAGGCUGGAGUGCAGUGGCAUGAUCUCAGCUCACUGCAACCUCCGCCUCCCCCGUUCAAGUGAUUCUUGUGUCUCAGCCACCUGAAUAGCUGGGAUUACAGGUGUGGACCACCAUGCCUGGCUAAUCUCUGUAUUUUUAGUAGAGGUGGGGUUUCACCAUUUUGACCAGGCUGGUUUCAAACUCCUGGCCUCAAGUGAUCUGCCACCUUGGCCUCCCAAAGUGCUGGGAAUACAGGCGUGAGCCACUUCGCCCGCCCUGAUGAGAUGUUUUAUUACCAGUGUUAGUAUUGAAGAAGCACAACCCAGGAUCGUGCUGGUAGCACCACAGUACUUAACUAUUAGUCAAUUAAGACCAGAAAGGGAAAUUGUUAAUUUAGCUCUGGUGCUUUGGUUUACAGGCACAUAACCCUUAACUGUCACUUUAUGCCCUUUAACUAGCUCUAAGCCAUACUUUCACUGGUUACUGGUGUGAGAGCUGAAAUUAAUUUUGUUACAUUCUGGUGAAGACCCCUCUUGAUAAUGGGAAUGUUUGAACUCUCUUGAUGAAAAAAUAAUCUGUAUUUCUGUUGAUGUUCACAUUUCUGUAGCACAUUUCUUAUCUUUUUGGUUGAAUGAAAAGGUCUUGUAUAGGGUGUGGAGACGGGGAGUGGGGACCCUUUGCAUUUGGGAUCUGUUCACAAACAGCCAUAUGAGUGGGUUAACGAAUGUCAGCCAGUUACCAGCCCUGCUGGUGGUUAUGGGUUGUUUUGAGAAGUUGGCAACCAGGCAUCUAAGAUGUUGCCUGGUACAGGCCUCUUUUCUUCCCUGAGGCCCAUGACAUUUCUCUGUUACUCCAGAGGGUUUCCCAGAUGGCCAGUAGGCUCCUCCCUGCUUAGGCUCUCAUUUCUCUGAAAAGAGGAUGAACUGAAAAGCAGGUAGUUUCAGUAGCUAAUUGCUGCUUUCCAUCAUAAUUAUUUUUCUUGUGAGAACAUUUCUCUUUUAAUUAGCUAGUGAUUUUGAUUAACACUAAUUCACUAAACAUACCCCUUCCCUCAAAUCACCUCAGGUAACAAUCUGUAAGUAACUAAAAGCAUUGAGAAACACACAAGAAACAUUUUUUAAACCUAUUUUUAAAGGCCCGGCUGGGCGCAGUGGCUCAUGCCUGUAAUUCCAGCACUUUGGGAAGCCGAGGCGGGUGGAUCACCUGAGGUCAGGAAUUUGAGACCAGCAUGGCCAACACGGUGAAAACUCGUCUCUACUAAAAAUACAAAAAUCAGCUAGGCGUGGUGGCAGACGCCUGUAAUCCCAGCUACUCAGGGAGGCUGAGGCACGAGAAUUGCUUGAACCUAGGAGGCGGAGGUUGCAGUGAGCCAAGAUUGCACCACUGCACUCCAGCCUGGGUGACAAGAGCAAGACUCCAUCUCACGAAAAACAAACAAAACUGACUCAUUGAAUAUACUAAACCAAACUAAAAUCAUGUUCUUUUGAUUAAGUUUAUCCAUAGCUGUAUUCUUCUAUGAAUUCUUCCAUUUAAUUCUUCCAUGAUUAUCUUCUCCUGUAAAUAUAUACAUCACAGGAGUUAGAAUUCUCUACCCAUCAGCUGUACCAUGUCGCAGAAUUCAUGCAGGCACAAAGUUGGAGUUACAGAGAUGGGUUGAUAGCAGGGAAAACUUGGCCUAUGUAUUAUAACCACAACUUCAAGUUCUUACCUCAUGUGAAUAUUCACCCUUCCUUUAGUCUUCCAAGGCAAAUAGCCCCAUCUCAUCACCAAAUGAGCAAGGUCUUGAUAAGGCAUAGCAGAUCUCCCUAAACACAGAUCAUGAGAAAAGAUGGAAGAGACUUAGGGAUUCAGGCAUCAGAUGAAGUUGGCUUUUCCCUUUUAUGCCUUGUUUGUAUUUCCCCCUGUCUAAUACACUAAGGAUACUUACUCAUUGUACUUGCAGCUCAAUAUGUCUUUGCUGUUCAGAUACUAAAAUGUAUCUCUGAGUCAUUGUGAGCUGUGCAGUAGGUUGGACAUCGUCAUAGUUGGUGAUGGGACUCAAAAUGAAAAGGUGGUCUCUUUACCAGGUCACAGACUGUAGCAGAUUGUGCUUGUUAUCUGACAAUGACUGUCACUUUGAGGGUUGUUGAUUUGCAUGCACUAUUCUGGGGCCUUGUACUGGAGCCUUUUUUAAAAAAAAAUAAAAAUCUGAGAUAGAGGUU